Molecule: messenger RNA, 2282 nt
Organism: Phlebotomus argentipes
Lineage: Eukaryota; Metazoa; Arthropoda; Insecta; Diptera; Psychodidae
Gene: Gycalpha99B
Product: head-specific guanylate cyclase
Exons: 5
Coding region: 116-2155 (679 amino acids)
Biological process (GO): cGMP biosynthetic process; response to oxygen levels
Cellular component (GO): guanylate cyclase complex, soluble
Molecular function (GO): heme binding; guanylate cyclase activity
Source: RefSeq, a predicted model, not a curated record
GGUGUCUUUCGGCUAAAUUGGUAUCUGGUGAAGAGCUUUCUUUUUUUUCUUUCCUGCUGUGAAAAUUCUCAUAAUACAUUUCUCUUCUUGGUUUUUCGGCAGAUUGGGUGGAAGUAUGGCUUGCCCAUUUGUGCAUACUAUUGGGAAGCAGCACUCUGUGGCUGAUUCGGCAACGUGGAAUUUGGAGGACGACCUCACGGACCUUCCGGAUGACGCUCUUACGCUCACCCAUCUAAAUGCCGCCAUCCAAUUGCUCACGGCACCAUCCAACGAGAACAUCAACCAAGCCGUGAAGUCCGUAAUAAAGAAGUACAGCGAUCGAUGGCCAGGAAUAUCCAAAUUGAAAAUCGAUACUGAGUCCUUCUCCAUGUAUCCCAACUAUGACUACUUGGCAGAUAUCCAGGAUUCCAUCGUGGGCAUGGAUGAAUCUGCGGCGAAUGAUAUCCUGAUGAUGAUUGGUGAGGAGCUAAUUGAGACCUGCUGUGUGGGAAUCAUUGAGAGAGCUUUUCGCUGCCUCGGUGGGGAUUUGCAAGAGUUCCUGGGCUCCCUUGAUGGCGUGCACGACGUAUUGAAGCUACAAGAAGCAGAUAUUUCAGACAUUGGAUUUGUUUGCGCUGGCGAAGGUGAGCUCAUCUUCACAUCUGAACGUCCAGUAAUCUCUUGGCUCUUGUUGGGUGCCCUUCGACAACUGGCAAAAAUGUUGUAUGGCAUUGAAGAUGCUCGAAUCAUAAUGGAGCCAAUUGACGGAGAUGUGAAACGCUACCGAUACCUUUUUGAUGUGGGACCAUCUCUGGCCAAACGCCAACUUGAGGCUCCAGUUCAGCUUAAAGAGCGGAAACGCGCUUCCGUCUCCACAGCGUCUGAGGAUCUCAAGAUGAACGCCUCUACAUUCUGCAAGGCAUUUCCUUGGCACUUUGUCAUGAAUGAGAACCUGGAAUUACUACAGCUGGGCCACGGUUUCACUCGCGUCUUCAGACAAUCCCUGAGUUUAUACGGACGCCACGCCACUACGUAUUUCCGCUUUAAGCGACCACGUGGAUUGUCCCUGAAUUUCCAGGAGAUUCGGAAGCAUACUCACACACCCUUCCUACUCGCCAUUCGGUCACAGGUGUGCCGCCGUGAGUCUACAAUGACGGGUUUGGAGAUUAAGGGGCAAAUGGUGUACUGUGCUGAGACCAACACUCUGCUAUUCAUUGGUUCUCCCUUCAUUGACGGUCUCGAGGGACUCACAUGCAAUGGACUCUUUAUAUCGGAUAUACCUUUGCAUGAUGCUACUCGUGAAGUAAUCCUUGUGGGUGAACAAGCUCGAGCACAGGAUGGUCUCAGGCGUCGCAUGGACAAGUUGAAGUCAUCUAUUGAAGAGGGUAAUGCCGCUGUGACGAAGGAGCGAAAGAAGAACGUGAGCCUCUUGCAACUUAUAUUUCCGGCGGAGAUUGCGGAAUCUCUCUGGGGUGGGGCGACUAUUGAAGCCAAGACGCAUCCCGAUGUCACAAUGCUCUUCAGCGACAUUGUGGGCUUCACUAGCAUCUGCUCCAGGGCCACUCCAAUCAUGGUCAUCAACAUGCUAGAGAGUCUCUACAGGGAUUUUGAUGAGUUCUGUGGCUUCUUCGACGUGUACAAAGUGGAGACCAUUGGAGAUGCCUAUUGUGUGGCCAGUGGACUCCAUCGCGCCAGUCAUUAUGAUGCCCAUAAGGUCGCAUGGAUGGCUCUUAUGAUGCUGCAAGCUUGUCUCAAUCACAAUACUCAUGAUGGAGAACAUAUUCAGAUGAGAAUUGGUCUCCACACGGGAACUGUUCUGGCAGGAGUGGUGGGCAGAAAAAUGCCACGAUAUUGUCUGUUUGGGCACCACGUGACGAUUGCCAACAAGUUUGAGUCUGGCAGUGUUGCGCGAAAGAUCAACGUGAGCCCUACCACAAAUGAUUGGCUGGUUAAGUAUCCAGGCUUUAAAUUUGAGAUGCUGGAGAGGGACCCAUCUUGCUUGCCCAAAGACUACCCGAAUGCUGGAAAUUCCACUUGCUAUUUUCUCAAUGGCUACAAACAUCCGGGUGUAGAUGAUGCUGAACCCCAGGAAACCCACAUCAGGGCAGCUAUGAAGCAGAUAAAUAUUGAAUGUGGAAGACCAACGGCCGACACCGGUGACACCGAAACAUCCUAAUUAUUCGUGAAAUUUUGAAACUAUUGAAUUCACAUGUUGUAUCAGUAUUCAGUCUAUGAAAUUAGUGUUUAUUCAGUCUUGACAUAUGUCCAAAGACAAAAUUCUUAGUUGUGCAAUAAAGAAAAAA